CGCGACAUUGCGACAGAGCCGUAAAGGCGCCCGGCAGUGGGGCAUGGCGCUGUACGCGGCGGCGGCGGCGGUGCUGGCUGGUGUGGAGAGCCGCCAGGGCUCCAUCAAAGGACUGGUGUACGCUAGCAGUUUCCAGAACGUGAAGCAGCUGUACGCGCUGGUGUGCGAGACGCAGCGCUACUCUGCGGUGCUGGACUCGGUCAUCUCCAGCGCCGGCCUCCUCCGCGCCGAGAAGAAGCUCCGGCCGCACCUGGCCAAGGUGCUGGCGUAUGAGCUGUUGCUGGGAAGAGGCUUUAGAGGGGGCGGGGGCAGAUGGAAGCCUCUGCUGAACCGACACCAGGCCCGGCUGAAGGCUGAGUUGGCCCGGCUGAAGGUCCGUCGAGGUGUGAGCCGGAAUGAGGACUUGUUGGAAGUGGGAUGUGGGCCUGGCGCAGCCUCCCAGGUGCCUCGGUUUGUGCGGGUGAACACGCUCAAGACCUGCUCUGAGGAUGCAAUCGAUUAUUUCAAGAGACAAGGUUUCUCGUACCAGGGCCGGGCUUCCAGCCUUGAGGACCUAAGGGCCCUCAAAGGGAAGUGUUUUCUUCUGGAUCCCUUGUUGCCAGAGCUGCUUGUGUUUCCUGCCCAAACAGAUCUGCAUGAACAUCCACUGUACCAAGCAGGCCACCUCAUCUUACAAGACAAGGAAGAUCUUUGCCUUUGACCUGGAUGCCAAGCGGUUGGCGUCUAUGGCUACUCUGCUGGCACGGGCUGGAGUCUCGUGCUGCCAGCUCGCCGAAGAGGACUUUCUGGCAGUUUCACCCUCAGACCAGCGUUAUCGUCA
Molecule: messenger RNA, 820 nt
Organism: Myotis daubentonii (Daubenton's bat)
Lineage: Eukaryota; Metazoa; Chordata; Mammalia; Chiroptera; Vespertilionidae
Gene: NSUN5
Product: NOP2/Sun RNA methyltransferase 5
Exons: 6
Coding region: 44-700 (218 amino acids)
Biological process (GO): rRNA base methylation
Cellular component (GO): nucleolus
Molecular function (GO): RNA methyltransferase activity
Source: RefSeq, a predicted model, not a curated record